This is a messenger RNA of Gongylonema pulchrum, 285 nucleotides long. Lineage: Eukaryota; Metazoa; Nematoda; Chromadorea; Rhabditida; Gongylonematidae. The record is from the annotation of a GenBank genome assembly.
AUGGAAAGAAGAGAACUGCAAGGAAGCCGCUGCUUCGGUCUGUUCAUCAUGAAUUCGGCUGUUUACAGAAGGAAGCCAGGAAAUCCGCCAAAAUCGCGUGACACUGUGCGGUAUAUGAGCCAGAUGAGGCAAAAAGGACUGCGAGAGAAUCGCAGCUCAUCAAGAAGGAAAGCGUUGAGAUGGGAAGACGAAGUGUUUGUGGAUUCGGGUAUCAAAAUACGUGUCCCAUCUUUGUCUGCAAAUUUGCGUUACAAGCGUUCUUCGAACGGAAUGCGUUUGGAUUGA